AUGGACGCCAUCAAGAAGAAGAUGCAGGCUAUGAAGAUCGAGAAGGACAACGCUCUCGAUCGAGCCGAUGCCGCCGAAGAGAAAGUCCGCCAGAUUACCGAAAAGUUGGAGCGAGUCGAAGAGGAGCUCCGUGACACACAAAAGAAAAUGAUGCAGACGGAAAAUGAUUUGGACAAAGCUCAGGAAGACUUGGCAGCCGCCACCAGUCAACUCGAAGAGAAGGACAAGAAAGUGCAAGAGCAGACAUCGUUGCUCGAUGUCCUCAAGAAGAAAAUGCGCCAAGCCCGCGAAGAGGCUGAAGCUGCAAAGGACGAAGCCGAUGAAGUGCAACGACAGCUCGAAGAGGAACGUAAAAAGCGCGAGGACGCUGAAGCUGAAGUGGCAGCAUUGAAUCGCCGUAUUGUGUUGGUUGAGGAGGAUUUGGAACGUACCGAAGAUCGUCUGAAAAUUGCCACAUCCAAAUUGGAAGAGGCUUCGAAGGCAGCCGAUGAGGCUGAACGGUUAGCUGAGGCAGAGGUAGCUGCCCUAAACCGUCGUAUGACUCUUCUCGAAGAGGAGCUUGAACGUGCCGAAGAACGUUUGAAGAUCGCCACUGAAAAACUCGAAGAGGCUACUCACAAUGUCGACGAGUCCGAGCGCGCCCGCAAGUCAAUGGAGACGCGUUCCCAGCAGGAUGAGGAGCGCGCGAACUUCCUGGAAACUCAGGUCGAUGAGGCAAAGGUGAUCGCAGAAGACGCCGAUCGCAAAUACGAAGAGCUCGAAGAUCGUUGGAAAAUCGCGUCGACGUCGAUGAGGAUCGUUGUGCCGAGCUCGAAACGAAACUACGUGAAGCUCAAGCUCUUCUGCAUGAAACAGAGAGUCGCCCGUAAGCUGGCUAUGGUUGAAGCUGAUCUCGAAAGAGCCGAAGAACGUGCUGAAGCCGGAGAGAACAAGAUCGUCGAAUUGGAAGAGGAGUUGCGUGUGGUCGGAAACAACUUGAAGUCGUUGGAACUUUCCGAAGAGAAAGCCCUUGAGAAAGAGGAUAUUUUCGCCGAACAGAUUCGCCAGCUCGACUUCAGAAUGAAAGAGAUCGUCGAGUUGGAAGAGGAACUCCGUGUCGUCGGAAACAACUUGAAGUCACUUGAGGUGUCUGAAGAAAAGGCCCUUCAACGUGAAGACUCAUACGAGGAACAGAUCCGUACUAUCUCAGCUCGUCUGAAGGAGGCGGAAACCCGUGCCGAAUUCGCUGAGCGUUCCGUGCAGAAACUCCAAAAGGAAGUCGACAGACUGGAGGAUGAAUUGGUACAUGAGAAGGAGAGAUACAAGGCAAUUUCCGAGGAGCUUGACUCGACCUUCCAAGAACUGUCCGGCUAUUGA
Molecule: messenger RNA, 1356 nt
Organism: Haemonchus placei
Lineage: Eukaryota; Metazoa; Nematoda; Chromadorea; Rhabditida; Trichostrongylidae
Source: the annotation of a GenBank genome assembly